Molecule: messenger RNA, 5046 nt
Organism: Poecilia latipinna (sailfin molly)
Lineage: Eukaryota; Metazoa; Chordata; Actinopteri; Cyprinodontiformes; Poeciliidae
Product: glutamate receptor-interacting protein 2-like
Exons: 24
Coding region: 535-3780 (1081 amino acids)
Biological process (GO): neurotransmitter receptor transport, endosome to postsynaptic membrane
Molecular function (GO): protein binding
Source: RefSeq, a predicted model, not a curated record
AGGGGGAGAGGGGGGCAGUGACUAUCGUGUGUGGCUGCCUCACUGAGCCCCUCUGGCAGAGAGAAAGAGAGGAUGAGCAACUCCUGAGCAAGAGGGAGAGAGAGAGAAGGGUUAUGUGUGUGAGCUCAUGUGAGUGUGUGAGCAGGGCAUGAGAAAAUCUCUGCCAAACCCACGAACCAUUUGUAAGAAUAGCUGGAAAAACGGGGCCACAGCGAGAUGCCAAGAAUAGGGCACAAGGCAUUCCUCUCCCUGCUAAGGCUUUUCACAAACAUCUCAGCUGAUCUCAGAGGUUCCACUGGUGAGGACCGCAACGGAUUCAUCCUGCAAGUUUAAAAAGAAGAAGACUGGGAGACUGUUUGGAGGGACCGCAUUAACCUUUCUCUUAACAAGCAGCAUGGUUGAAGAAAAUGUUGGAAGUGCAGAAGCAGAGAUAUGUUCCGCAUCUCAUGUGAGCGCCUGAGACCUGGACUAUCAGGUGAAACCUCAACUCUUCACACACUAAGCUGAAGAUCAACUUCCAGAGGAGCUGCAGCCAUGCUGUGUGGUCUGAGGAGGGACACCAAGAACAGCAUUGAUGAAGGACCAUACUCCAAGGGGAGCAAAGAGACAACUGACCAAUCGCAUUCCUCCCGGGGGCGAAGCCUUUCAGCAGAGGAGUAUCGAGGAGUGACCACGGUGGAGCUGAUGAAAAGGGAAGGCAGCAGCCUUGGCCUCACCAUCUCCGGAGGCUCUGAUAAAGAUGGCAAGCCCAGAGUGUCAAACCUACGGCCAGGUGGGCUGGCUGCCAGGAGCGACCAGCUGAAUGUGGGCGACUACAUCAAGUCAGUGAAUGGCAUCAACCUGUCAAAGCUCCGGCACGAUGAAAUCAUUAGCCUACUGAAGAACAUCGGGGAGCGAGUCGUCCUGGAAGUGGAGUAUGAGCUGCCUGCAUAUGUCCAGAGUCCGUCGGGAGUCAUAACUAAAACCAUAGAGGUGUUUUUACACAAGGAGGGAAACAGUUUUGGCUUUGUCAUGAGAGGAGGUUUCCAUGAAGACUGGCGAAGGUCUCGUCCUUUGGUGGUUACCGGUGUCCGGCCCGGGGGUCCAGCAGACAGAGAGGGCACGCUAAAGGCCGGAGACCGGGUUUUAAGCAUAGACGGGAUGCCUUUGAACAGAGAGAGGCACGCUGAUGCGUUGACCAUGCUGAUGCAGAGCGGCCAGGAAGCUCUGUUCCUGAUCGAGUAUGACGUUUCUGUCAUGGAGGCAGUGCAGCAGGCCUCGGGCCCUCUGCUGGUGGAAAUAGUGAAAGGUCCUUCUGCCAGCCUGGGGAUCAGCCUCACAACCACAACGUACAGAAACAAGCAAGUCAUCGUUAUCGACAAGAUAAAGCCAGCAAGUGUGGCGGAAAGAUGUGGCGCGCUUCAUGUGGGAGACAUCCUGCUGUCCAUAGACGGGACAAACACUGAGCACUGCUCCCUGAUGGAGGCAACGCAGCUGCUGGCCAGCACCUCGGAGAAUCUCAAACUUGAGAUUCUUCCAGCCAGUCAGAGCAGACUUCCCAUCAGGCCACAAGACACAGUUAAAGUACAGAAAAGCAACCAUCAUCACUGGGACCAAAGCAGCAACUACUGCCAUCCCCCACACGCCAGCCACAGCAAGACAUGGAGCAGCCCGAGCCACCCACACAACCAGCAGGACCACUGCAAAUCAGCUGUGAGCGCCGGCUUCUCCCCUUCAUCCACAGCCACCUCCGGCUUCAGCAGCCAAGGUAGCAACACUCUGCCCUGCCCCAUUGCCCCCGUUGCCCCCACCAGCCCCCACAGCGCCACUGGGAGGAGAAGGAACAGGAAGAAGGACCACAAGAGCUCAAUGUCCCUGUCCUCCAGCUCUGUUGGGCCUGGGGGGCAGAUUUUCCACGUGGAAACGAGUGAAGUCCUCCUGAGGGGGGACCCACUAACUGGGUUUGGGAUCCAGCUGCAGGGCGGCGUGUUUGCCACAGAAACACUGUCUGCACCCCCGGUCAUCCGCUUUAUAGAGCCCGACAGCCCCGCCGAGAGGUGUGGACUGUUGCAAGUUGGAGACAGAGUGUUGUCCAUCAAUGGGAUCCCGACUGAAGAUGGCACUCUGGAAGAAGCUCAUCAGCUGCUCAGAGACUCUGCUCUGGCAAACAAAGUUACAGUGGAGGUUGAAUUUGAUGUUGCAGAGUCUGUUGUUCCAAGCAGUGGCACUUUCCACGUCAAACUACCGAAGCGCAGAGGAGUGGAGCUGGGCAUCACCAUCAGCGCAAGUAAGAAACCUGGCAAGCCCCUCAUCAUCUCGGACAUCAGGAAAGGAAGCAUAGCACACAGAACAGGCACUCUGGAGCCCGGGGACCGGUUGCUGGCCAUCGACUCUAUUCGCCUGGAGAACUGCACCAUGGAGGACGCCAUGCAUGUCCUGCAGCAGGCCGAAGACAUGGUCAAACUGCGGAUCCAGAAGGACGAGGACAACAUUGAUGAGCUGGAGAUGUCAGGCUCCAUAAUCUACACAGUUGAGCUGAAGAGGUUUAACGGACCCCUGGGCAUCACGAUAUCUGGCACAGAGGAACCUUUCGACCCCAUCGUCAUUUCUGGCCUUACCAAGAAAGGUCUGGCAGAAAGAACCGGGGCCAUCCACAUAGGAGAUCGAGUUCUGGCCAUCAACGGGGUCAGCCUUAAAGGGAAGCCUCUGAGCGAGGCCAUUCAUCUGCUGCAGACGGCCGGGGAGUCCGUCACCCUCAAAAUCAAAAAACAAGCUGACCAGUCUGACUGUCGGCGUUCGGUGGACAAAGAAGGCGGCUUUCUGAGCGAUCCAGAGGAUGAACUAACAGGCUCCCAAAAAACCAGCAAAUUCUCAGAGGUCUACUCGGCCAAUGUUCCCAGCAUAGACUCGGCCAUGAGCUCCUGGGACAGUGCGGCGUUUGAUGCAGGCUACAUUAGCCAAGGACUAUAUCUGCACAAAACAUCUGAUUUACUCCUAAAUCCACUUGACUGGAGGCGCCCGAAGCACAGAAGCCACACGCCCUCCGGCUCUGGAGGUUUGGGACUGCAAGCAGGGCUGUACGAUGGAGGAUUCACUGAGGAUGAGUGGGACAAGAUACCUGGAUUCGUCAGCCCCCCUUCCUGCCAUGGCACGUUGAACAAAGACGACAGCUUCUGGUCCCAGGCUCUCCAGGACCUCGAGACCUGUGGUCAGUCUGGGAUUCUCAGGGAACUGGAAGCCUCUAUGACAGGCAGCACACUCAGUCUGUACCUGGAGGAGACCAAGACCAGUGAAGACUCAGUGUUGCGCUCUGAGAUUAGUCCAACAAAGACGGAAGGAAUCCACGGCAGGUCUAAAAACAAAAGCCUGAACAUGGCAGGAGCCAGAGAUGGAUCAUCCAGGGCCAAAGGGGACCCCUCUGAUAUUCUGUCCCCUUCAUCCCUGGCACUGCAGAAGGUCUCUCUAAGGAAGGAUCUUGAGAGCCACGACUUUGGUUUCAGUGUAUCAGAUGGGCUCUUGGAAAAAGGAGUUUAUGUCAACAUGAUUAGGCCGGACGGCCCCGCUGAACAAGCUGGUCUGAAACCUUAUGACCGGAUACUUCAGGUGAACCGCGUGAGGACCAGGGACUUGGACUGUUGUCUCACUGUGCCUCUAAUUAUGGAGGCCGGAGACUGCCUGGAUCUGGUCAUUAGCAGGAAUCCACUGGCAGCCGUUUACGCGGAGCUGCCCAACAACUGUGACGACCCCUCGAGCUCGCUUCUCUGCUUCGCCAACUACAGGACCAACAGCAUCGCCCUGUGAACACGGGGGGGAUGAAAGUGGAACACUGCAGCGCUGGGACCUCACACAUGCAACACACGUGGUUCAGUUUGUCGCAUUGUAGCUCUCUGAUGGACCUUUACGCUCGUGUUCUGCACACAGGAACAACCACAGUCUGCCUCAGAGCAUCUCUCUCUCACUCAACAUUACACGACUGUUGCUUUUGGUCACUGCUGUGUUCAGAUGAUUUAGUUCUUUGGAGACUGAGGCUUCAGAACAGAGUCCCCUAUCACUCCGUCCCUCCUGUUCUCCCCCGCCCCCCUCCUCCUCGCCAGAGGCACAGCCACAUGGAGGGUUAUAUAACCGAAGAGUCAUUGCUUCUGACGGGGGCCAGGACGUCAACGCACAUGUCUUCACUCUGCAGGAUCGCAUGAUGUGCACACUCGCAGCUAAAGAUCUAAUAUGUUUUAACGUUCUUGUUGCCACUGGUUUUAUUUUUCCACACGGAAUGCAUUGGUUUAUAUGCAUGGAAAGCACUAACGUAGAGACACCAGGCGUUGGUGAGAUCAAGGAACAUUGCACUUAUUUGAGUUAUUUCAGCCAUGAGUUGGCUCACUGCCUUGGUUUUCUGGCCUCUGCCCAGCACUGGCUGCCCUAAAAAGCGGAUGAGCCCUUGAAUAGUCCUGAGCACUCCCUGACACCUGCCAACAACUUUAUAUUUUAAUUCCACAAAAACACUUGAGGUCAAUUGAACCUGUUUAUGACACUUGAAUUAUGAUUAUGCUCUGAAUUGUUCCAGAGGGAUGUUUGUGUGCACAAAUGAUUUCUUUUAAUGUCCACUUUUUUUUUUCAGUAUUUGCUUCUGUCACACAUUUACAAAGAUGUGGGUCAUGUUCAUUUUGCACAUGUUCAAACACUGUUUACUUUUUUUUUUAAGAGCUCAAAUUCAAUUUUCACAACUUUUCUGGACAUUCUGCUCUUUCUAACAUGAAACGCUAAGGAUGCAAGCUGUAUGCAAAUCCUUAUUUUCUAUGUUCUUACAGGGAACUUUGUGAGAGUGCACUUUUUUAGUUUAAAAGUAGGAUGUGGUAAUUCAUUCUUUUUGUAAUAAAAUGAACGCACUGAUCUGAAAGAUUACGUUAAGUUAUGUGGUGGCUGGUGUGAAUAUGUUGGUGUCCCAUUUGUAACAGCCUCAGAGGCAAAUUUAUAGUUGGGUGAGCUUGUUUCAGACUUCUCAUGCAAUGUCAUUCAAUGUCGAGGCCCGUUUUAAAGGUCUUCUCUUAGUAUUACAAUGUUUUUGUAAAAUGC